UUAGUGUGUUAUUAAGAGAUGGGCUUAAAAUGUGUGAGGAUGUGGCUGAUGUUGAUUUUGAUGUUUAUUUCUUUACAAGGAUGGAGGAUUGAGGGGUGUUUGAAGCAAGAGAGAUCUGCUCUCUUUCAACUUAAACAUUUCUUCAAUGAUCCUACCCAUCUUCAAAAUUGGUUUGAGGGAAAUGGAAAUUCAAACUGUUGUGACUGGGAAAGUGUUACUUGCAAUAGCAAAACGGGAAGAGUGAUCUCUCUUGAUCUUUACUCUACAAGAAAUCAAGAAUUAGGAGAGUGGUAUCUAAAUGUUUCUUUGUUUUCUCCCUUCCAAGAACUGGAGACACUUUACUUACGUCGCAAUCUCAUAGUCGGUUGCGUUGAGAAUGAAGGUUUUGAAAGAUUAUCACACUUGACUAAUCUCGUGGUUCUCGACCUUAGAUACAAUAUGUUCAAUGACAGCCACGUUUUAUCAGCUUUGAGCCAACAUUCAUCUCUCAAGAAUUUAUAUCUAGAUUAUAAUCAGUUUAGAGAACUAAACCAUUUUAUUGUUUCAAGAUUGAGUAACUUGGAGUCUCUGAGCUUAAGCGGUAACAUGUUAAACAAUAGCAUAUUAUCAUAUGUGUCUACUCUCUCAUCAUUAAAGGCACUAGAUCUUAAUGACAUCGGAUUAAAAGGCAUUGUUGAUCUUCAAGAAUUGGACUCCUUGACCAACUUAGAGGAGUUGCAAAUGGGCGGAAAUGAGAUUAAAAAAAUUGUAUUCUCCAAAGGUGAAACAAAUUUGAGGAAGUUGACUCUUUUUGGUCUAAACAAUGUGAGUAUUAGUGAUGGAAGCGGUCUCUUACAGACAUUGGGCUUAUUCCCAUCCCUAAAGUCUAUUGAAUUCAAGUCAAGCAACUUUAGUGGAGCGGUUACUACUAACGAGUUGUCUUCGUUCAAGAAUCUGAUAAAUUUAAAAAUUUACGACACUAUUUUUCACAACAACUUUCUUCAAAUGAUUGGGGGUAUGACUUCUCUUCAAUUUAUUGCAAUUUCAAGUAGUGAACUCAACAUCAGCGAUACUCUAUUUGACCAAGAGUUGUCUUCGUUCAAGAAUCUGACAAAUUUAACUAUUUACGAAACUAUUUUUUACAAUAACUUUCUUCAAAUGAUUGGGGGUAUGACUUCUCUUCAAUUUAUUGACAUUUCAAGUAGUAACCUCAGCUUAAGUGGUGACACUCUAUUUGACAAAGAGUUGCCUUCGUUCAAGAAUCUGACAUAUUUAACUAUUUACGAAACUGUUUUUAACAACAACUUUCUUCAAAUGAUUGGGGGUAUGACUUCUCUUCAAUAUAUUGAAAUUUUUAGUAGUAACCUCAACGUAAGCGGUGACACUCUAUUUGACAAAGGAAUUUGUAAGAUGCUUCAUCUUCAAUACCUAGACAUCGUGGCCAACGGUUUAACGGGUACCUUGCCUUGGUGUCUUGCAAACUUGACUUCCCUUCAACAUCUACGUAUCUCAUCAAAUCAUUUUACGGGUACCUUGCCUUGGUGUCUAGCAAACUUGACUUCCCUUCAAUUUUUUGAUAUCUCAUCAAAUCAUUUUACAGGAAACAUCUCCUUAUCUCCCCUUAAGGUGUUGACAUCCAUCCAAUACUUAAGCCUUGCAGACAAUCACUUUCAUAUCCCUGUUUCCCUUGAACCAUUUUUUAACCACUCAAAGCUUAAGAUGUUCUAUGGUGAUAGUAAUGAAAUAUAUGUAGGAAUUGAGUCACAAUAUCUGGCUCCAAAAUUUCAAUUAAAUGCCAUCACAUUAUCCAAUUGUGGAUAUAAUGUUUUAUUUCCCAAAUUUCUCUACAGUCAGCAUGACUUACAAUGGGUUUAUCUCUAUGGCAUUAAUUUGAAGGGAAAGUUUCCAGUUUGGUUGUUAAACAACAAUACCAAGCUAGAAAGCCUUAUUCUAGUUAAUAAUUCUCUUUCAGGGCCUUUGCAAUUACCCAUUCAUCCUCACAUGUCUUUGACAGAAUUAUAUAUAUCCAUCAAUUCCUUCCAUGGGCAUAUUCCAACAGAAUUUGGAGCUUAUCUACCAAUGCUACAAACUUUAAACAUUUCUAGAAAUGCUUUAAAUGGUAGCAUUCCCUCUUCGUUUGGUGACAUGAAGUCGUCGGAGUUUUUGGAUUUGUCUAACAAUUUGUUGACUGGAGGAAUACCUGAGCAUUUGGCCAUGGGUUGCAUCUCAUUACAAAUCCUUGCCUUGUCAAACAAUAGUUUGCAAGGUCAGAUAUUCCCUACAAAUUUUAACCUGAAAAACUUGUUAUAUUUACAAUUGGAUGGCAAUCAUUUCACUGGAAAGAUCCCAGAUAGUUUGUCUAAUUGCUCAUUGGAAGGGUUGUAUAUAAGUGAUAACCAUCUUGUUGGCACAUUACCAAGGUGGUUAGGAAAUAAGUCAUCUUUGGUGGAAAUUAUCAUCUCAAAGAAUCAUCUUGAAGGUCCAAUCCCAUUGGAGUUUUGUCAACUAGAAAGUCUUAAAGUAUUAGACCUUUCAGAGAACAAUAUUACUGGGAGUUUACCGUUUUGCUUUCCGCCUUCCUCAAUUAAACAAGUUCAUUUGUCAAAAAAUAAGUUACAAGGACAACUGAAUGAUGCAUUAUCCAAUAGUUCUUCUCUAACGACGCUAGAUAUUGGAUAUAAUCACUUUGAAAGCAACAUUCCUGAUUGGAUUGGUACGCUUUCUAAUUUAACUUACCUUAUCUUGAGUAAUAACAAUUUUCAAGGUGAAGUGCCAAUUCGUUUGUGUAAGUUAAGUCAAUUACGUUUGAUAGAUCUUUCUCACAACAAGCUUUCUAGGCAUAUCCCUGAUUGUUUAAAUAUCACAAUAGUCACUGUUACAUCAAAUGAUUAUGUACCUUUUGUUCAAAUGGUUGGAAGUAUCUCUUUUAGACAGGGAGAAACUGUAGAGUUUACAACGAAGACUAGAUCUUACUCUUACCAAGGAAGAAUUCUUAGCUACAUGUCUGGAAUUGAUCUCUCCAACAACAAGUUAGUUGGUAUGAUUCCUCAUCAAAUUGGAAAUCUUGUCGGAAUCCAUACACUUAACCUCUCUCACAACAACUUGACAGGACCAAUCCCAUUAACAUUUUCAAAUCUCAAGCAGAUCGAGAGUUUAGAUCUUUCAUACAACAAUUUGGUUGGGAAAAUCCCUCCCCAGCUUGUUGAGUUAAAUAAUUUGGCUGUUUUUAGUGUGGCACACAAUAAUUUAUCAGGCAAACUCCCUGAUAGGAUUGCACAAUUUGGAACCUUUGAAGAAAGUAGCUACGAGGGAAAUCCAUUUCUUUGUGGACAACCAUUGCCCAAAAGUUGCAAUGCAAUUGAAUCACAACCAAAAUAUUCAAGUAUUACUGGAGAAGACAAUGAUUUCAUUGAUAUGAAUGUCUUCUAUAUCAGUUUUGUUGUGUCCUACAUAGUUAUGCUCUUAGGGAUUGUUGUAGUUUUGUUGAUAAACCCUCAUUGGCGUCGUAGAUGGUUUUAUAUUGUUGAGUUGUGGACAACAUCUUGUUACUAUUUUGUUGUAGAUCAUCUCUAUAAGUGAUUUGAUCAUGAAAUAGUUAGUCGGAUUAUAUGUAAAUAUCUUACAAAAUUGCAUGUUUUGAUGUUCUCUUCAAGGUGCCAAAUGUUUUGUAAUUUCAAAUAAUGCAUUUAUUAAUGAAUAAUGUUAAUGCUUGAAGAAAGCCUACCGAGUAAUACUUUAGAU
Pistacia vera is the source of this 3720-nucleotide messenger RNA. RefSeq names its product receptor-like protein 13. Lineage: Eukaryota; Viridiplantae; Streptophyta; Magnoliopsida; Sapindales; Anacardiaceae. Gene Ontology annotation, molecular function: protein binding. The record is from RefSeq and is a predicted model, not a curated record. Bases 19 to 3558 code for a protein of 1179 amino acids. The transcript has 9 exons.